Dictyostelium purpureum is the source of this 1655-nucleotide messenger RNA. RefSeq lists its product as uncharacterized. The record is from RefSeq and is a predicted model, not a curated record. NCBI's taxonomy places the organism in Eukaryota, Evosea, Eumycetozoa, Dictyosteliales, Dictyosteliaceae. The coding region runs from base 107 to 1537 and encodes 476 amino acids. Gene Ontology annotation, cellular component: catalytic step 2 spliceosome. The transcript has a single exon.
AAAUAUUAAAAUUUUUUUUUUUUGAAAUUUUUAUUUUAAAAAUUAAACUAUUAUUUAAUAAUAAACAUUUUCUUUUUAUUUAUAUGUAUUUUAAAUAAUUAUAAUUAUGUCAAAUAAUAAUAAAAAAUUAAAUAUAGUUAAUGAAGAAAAAUAUGUAGAGUCUUUAAAUAAAAUCAUUCAGAGGGAUUUUUUCCCAGAUUUACCAAACUUAAAGAGUCAAUUGGAAUGGAUGGAUGCAGUGGAGAGCAAUGAUUUAGAUAGAAUGAAAACAGUUCAGUUAACAUCAUUAAAAAGAGUGGCAACUUCAAGAACACCAUAUAACAAUAGUUUUGACACACCUGCAAUAAAUAAUAAUAAUAGUAAUGGAUUUGAAACACCGCAAGUUCAUAAUCAUACAAUAGCAAAUAGUAACACAACAGAUAAUAACAAUACAGAACAAAAUAAUGAAAUCGAUAAUACCAAUUUGGAUAGUUUUGUAAAUACAUAUAUAAGCGAGGAUGAUGCAAGUUAUAUAGAAAUUCAAAAGAAACAGAAUGAAAAAAUAUUAAUAAAAUAUAAAUGGUUAUUCGAUAAAGCCAACGAAAUCAAUAAAAAGCAACAAUUAUUAUUAGAUUCAAGUAGUACAGAGACUAAACUAUUAACAUCAUCAUCAUCACCCAAUAAUACAGCAGCACCAUCAUUGUCGGUUGUAGAAUAUAAAUCUAAUCCAAACACAGCACCAAAUUCAUGGAACUAUAAAGUAAAGAAUCAAUUAAUGUAUAUACCAGAUACCAAUUAUAACAAGGAGGUUGUAGGUGGACCACCAAAAGAAAUUAAACAUAAUAAUACAAGAAUAACUGAGAAACUAUGGGAGGAUGAUGUUAAGCCACAGCAAACACAGCGUAUACCUACAAAUAAACCAUUCUCGCAGAUGACAUUACAGGAGCAAAUCGAAAAACUAAAGCAGAUGGAAUUUGAGGGUAAAUCAACUAUGGAAAUAGAAAGUUCAAUGUUAGGUUAUAUAUCAACUCCGCAAAUCAUACCAGGGGGAAGAGAUGAUGAAUCGCCAUUGAUGACAUGGGGUAGAGUGGAUGGAACACCUUUGUUGCUCGAUAGUAAUCCAAUUUCGACUCCAUUGGAUACAAAAUUCAAAAGUGGUACACCUUCAUUUAAAAUACCAGAAACCCCCAAGCGUGAACAGCUGGCAAAUAAAAUGGUCGAUAAAAUUGUAAAUAAAACAUUAAAUAAAAAUACUAUCAAUACACCAGCAUCACUCUCCAAUUUGUCACCAGCUGCACAAAAAUAUAUAUUACAAAAGAGAUCUGGAUCGCAAACUCCAAGCUCACCUCAUGAUCAAUUAAGAAAAAGUUAUCAAUUAACACCAUCACCAAUUAGAAAAUCAAAUAAACUUCAACAAACUCCAACACCAACCAAAUCAGCCAAUACACCAAUUAAAAAUAUAACAAAGACACCUAAUAUUAAAUCAUCGACAUCCAUACAAAACACACCCACAACCACAUCAUCGUCGAUUACUGAUAAUUUAUUGGAUUUUACAUAAAGCUAAUAUUAUUUAUAAAUAAAGAAAUAUAUCAUAUUGUAUAUAGAAAUAGAUUUAUAAUCAUUGUUUUUUUUUAUUAUUAUUUAAAAAAAGAUAAUAUUAAAAACAAUUUUUAUAU